CUGAGGACAAGUCGGCGUGCUGUCCACAGGCAGGGCUCUGACCACUUCAAGGGCCUGUGGGUGAGGGAGGCGUGGCCUCCUGAGGUCGGCCCGGGGCAGCGAGGUCAGGCCGCAGGGACCUCUGCCCUCCCCGUGGACCCCUCUGCUCCAUGCCUGGCUCUUGCUUGGCACACAUCACCACCUCCAGAGGCCCACGGCCUCCGUGGCUGGCACCCCAGCUCGGGCAGGGGAGGUUCGCCCAGGAGGAACUCAUGGGCACCCCACCAGGCGUUCCGUUUCCUAUGCCCUGGAGAUGGCAGCCGGAGCUGCGCCAGGGCCCAGGCCUCCUGGGUGGGUCCUCUGGCCGGCCCGGCCUGGCCGUCUGGGGUGCACUGUGGUAGGGGCACCCUGCCCUGGAGGGUGGCUCUCGGGCAGCCCAGGGCCACUGGGGGGUCCCCGGGGGCUUGGCUCACUGUGGAGGCCACGGAGCUCCGUCCCUGUGCUGGAGCUGGAGGUGAUCCUCGGCUUCCCUGGCACCCUGCCUGUCUGUGGACACAGCUCCUUGCUGCCCACAGCUCUGUCUGACUGUCCGCUUGGCCAGGCAAUCCAGACGGACGGGGACCAGGGGUGGGCUCCCUGCGCCCGUCCUGCCCCAAGGCUGCCCUGACCUGCGAGCAUGGGCGCCCCGCACAUCCCACGGCGGACGGUGCUCUUUCAGCGGGAGAGGACGGGCCUGACCUACCGGGUCCCAGCGCUGCUUCCGGUGCCCCCGAGGCCCACCCUGCUGGCCUUUGCGGAGCAGCGGCUCAGCCCCGACGACUCCCAUGCCCACCGCCUGGUGUUGAGGAGGGGCACGCUGGCUGGGGGCUCCGUGCAGUGGGGCGCCCUGCGCGUGCUGGGGACAGCUGCCCUGGAGGAGCACCGCUCCAUGAACCCCUGCCCCGUGCUGGACGCGGGCUCGGGCACCGUCUUCCUCUUCUUCAUCGCUGUGCGCGGCCACACGCCCGAGGCCCUGCAGAUCGCCACCGGCAGGAACGCAGCCCGGCUCUGCUGUGUGACCAGCCCUGAUGCGGGCCUCACCUGGAGCAGCGCGCGGGACCUGACCCAGGAGGCCAUCGGGGCUGUGCUGCAUGACUGGGCCACCUUUGCGGUGGGUCCAGGCCAUGGGGUCCAGCUGCGCUCGGGCCGCCUGCUGGUGCCUGCCUAUGCCUACCGAGUGGACCGUCGGGAGUGCUUUGGCAAGGUCUGCUGGACCAGCCCCCACGCCUUUGCCUUCUACAGUGAUGACCACGGCCACACCUGGCACUGUGGGGGCCUCGUGCCCAACCUGCGCUCUGGCGAGUGCCAGCUGGCCCCGGUGGACGGAGGCUUCCUCUACUGCAAUGCCCGGAGCCCCCUGGGCAGCCGAGUCCAGGCGCUCAGCACCAACGAGGGCACAUCCUUCCUGCCUGGGGAGCUUGUGCCCACCCUGGCCGAGACUGCCCGGGGCUGCCAGGGCAGCAUUGUAGGCUUCCCAGCCCCACCCACCCACAGGCCUGGGGAGGAGGAGCCUUUGCUGGGGAGGAGGGGCACCGGGAAUGCCCCUCACCCUCCUCCCCUCCGACGUGGGGUCCCAGAGCCCUCCAGGGAGGGUGCUGAAGGCCCCAAUAGGGACUUGGUGUCUGGCCAGCCCUUCUGCCCCUCACGGCCCUGGGGAGGUGGGGACAGGGGGGCCUGGGUCCCAGUGCCCUCUGGGCCCCCUGCCGCGCUCCCCCAGCACCCCACGUGGCUGCUGUAUUCCCACCCUGCAGGCCGAAGGGCCCGGCUCCACAUGGGCAUCUACCUAAGCCGGUCCCCGCUGGACCCCCACAGUUGGACAGAGCCCUGGGUGAUCUAUGAGGGUCCCAGCGGCUACUCUGACCUGGCGUCUCUGGGCCCUGUGCCUGGGGCAACCCUGGCCUUCGCCUGUCUGUUUGAGAGUGGUACCAGGGUCUCCUAUGAGAACAUCUCCUUCUGCAUGUUCUCUCUGCCCGAGGUCCUGGAGAACGUGCCCACAGGCCCCCUGCCACCCAGCUGUGGGGACAAGCCUUGGGGGCACUGCCGGCCCUCUUGAUGGGCCCUCUGGCUGGGCAUGCUGGGAGGAGGGGUGGGGGGGGACGGCCUGGUGGCCCCAGGAUGGACGAGCUCUGCACCGGGCCGUGGAGGUGACUGCGGAGGAACUUGGGCAGCACAAGCAGCGGGCAUCGUUGGGUUUGCAGUGGGCGGUGUGGCAGCAGUCCUCUUUCCAAGACUGACCGUGUGGCCACUGCAGCCCUAGGGCCCAGGGUCUCAUCUACAUCAGGUCCCUUGUCACUGGAUUGCCUGCCGCUCGCUGGAGUGAGGUCAAGAAAUGAAGGACUGAGCUUUGUGUGCUGCAGGGUCCACGUGCAGGCCCUGGGAGGCCUCCACGCCUCCGAUCCCCUGCCCCGACCAUGCUGCUCCCAAGGGCUCAGUGGCAGCAGAGGGGACGGAAGGAGGAGCAGAGGACUCAUGCCUCUUCUGUCCGCUGCCCACCUGUGCUGACUGCUAGUCUGGGGAUGGUUGAUGGUAACGUCUUCCCUGUCUGAAGUUCUGACUGUAGAAGCAGCUGGGCUCCAUUCUGCUCUGCUGCCCCUGCCCAGAGGGGGGUCAUCUCCCAGGGCCAACCAGCAUGCUCUGCUCCCCUGGAGAGGGCACUGCUUCCAUGGGGGCUGCUUUUAAAGUCCUACUUUCUGAUUAUAAAAUUGUA
This is a messenger RNA of Sciurus carolinensis (gray squirrel), 2725 nucleotides long. RefSeq names its product neuraminidase 4 (gene Neu4). NCBI's taxonomy places the organism in Eukaryota, Metazoa, Chordata, Mammalia, Rodentia, Sciuridae. The record is from RefSeq and is a predicted model, not a curated record. Gene Ontology annotation, molecular function: exo-alpha-sialidase activity. Gene Ontology annotation, cellular component: membrane; lysosome; cytoplasm. The transcript is spliced from 3 exons. The coding region runs from base 656 to 2071 and encodes 471 amino acids. Gene Ontology annotation, biological process: ganglioside catabolic process; oligosaccharide catabolic process.